Equus caballus (horse) is the source of this 3074-nucleotide messenger RNA. It is a transcript of the gene EHD2, whose product is annotated as EH domain containing 2. Gene Ontology annotation, biological process: endosomal transport; endocytosis. The record is from RefSeq and is a predicted model, not a curated record. NCBI's taxonomy places the organism in Eukaryota, Metazoa, Chordata, Mammalia, Perissodactyla, Equidae. Gene Ontology annotation, cellular component: cytoplasm; plasma membrane. Gene Ontology annotation, molecular function: GTP binding; protein binding; calcium ion binding.
CCACCCCGUUCCCUCCUCCCGGCUCCGGCCCCACCCGGCUCAGACGGCUCCGGACGGGACCGCGAGCACAGGCCGCUCCGGGCGCCUCGGAUCCCGCGGGACCCCACCGCCCUGCCGCGCGCUCCGGCCGCCCGCGCGCCCCACCGGCAGCUCCCCACUGUGUGCAUCUUCCUCGGUGAGCCCAGUGGUCACGCGCCGCCACCAUGUUCAGCUGGCUGAAGCGGGGCGGGGCGCGGGGCCAGCAGCCCGAGGCCAUCCGCACGGUGACCUCGGCUCUCAAGGAGCUGUACCGCACCAAGCUGCUGCCUCUCGAGGAGCACUACCGCUUUGGGGCCUUCCACUCGCCGGCCCUGGAGGACGCCGACUUCGACGGCAAACCCAUGGUGCUGGUGGCCGGCCAGUACAGCACGGGCAAGACCAGCUUCAUCCAGUACCUGCUGGAGCAGGAGGUGCCCGGCUCCCGCGUGGGGCCCGAGCCCACCACCGACUGCUUCGUGGCUGUCAUGCAUGGCGACACCGAGGGCACCGUGCCGGGCAACGCCCUCGUUGUGGACCCGGACAAGCCCUUCCGAAAACUCAACCCCUUCGGGAACACCUUCCUCAACAGGUUCAUGUGCGCCCACCUCCCCAAUCAGGUCCUGGAGAGCAUCAGUAUCAUUGACACCCCGGGCAUCCUGUCAGGCGCUAAACAGAGAGUGAGCCGUGGCUACGACUUCCCGGCCGUGCUGCGGUGGUUCGCGGAGCGCGUGGACCUCAUCAUCCUGCUCUUUGACGCCCACAAGCUGGAGAUCUCGGACGAGUUCUCGGAGGCCAUCGGCGCGCUGCGCGGCCACGAGGACAAGAUCCGCGUGGUGCUCAACAAGGCCGACAUGGUGGAGACGCAGCAGCUGAUGCGCGUCUACGGGGCGCUCAUGUGGGCGCUGGGCAAGGUGGUGGGCACGCCCGAGGUGCUGCGCGUCUACAUCGGCUCCUUCUGGUCCCAGCCCCUCCUCGUGCCCGACAACCGGCGCCUCUUCGAGCUGGAGGAGCAGGACCUCUUCCGCGACAUCCAGGGUCUGCCGCGCCACGCCGCCCUGCGCAAGCUCAACGACCUGGUCAAGAGGGCGCGGCUGGUGCGGGUGCACACCUAUAUCAUCAGCUACCUGAAGAAGGAGAUGCCCUCCGUGUUUGGGAAGGAGAACAAGAAGAAGCAGCUGAUUCUCAAGCUGCCUGUCAUCUUUGCCAAGAUUCAGCUGGAACAUCACAUAUCCCCCGGCGACUUUCCUGACUGCCAGAAGAUGCAGGAGCUGCUGAUGGCUCACGACUUCACCAAGUUCCACUCGCUGAAGCCGAAGCUGCUGGAGGCGCUGGACGAGAUGCUGACUCACGACAUUGCCAAGCUGAUGCCCCUGCUGCGGCAGGAGGAGCUGGAGAGCACCGAGGCGGGCGUGCAGGGCGGCGCGUUCGAGGGCACCCACAUGGGCCCGUUCGUGGAGCGGGGGCCCGACGAGGCCCUGGAGGAUGGCGAAGAGGGCUCGGACGACGAGGCCGAGUGGGUGGUGACCAAGGACAAGUCCAAAUACGACGAGAUCUUCUACAACCUGGCGCCGGCCGACGGCAAGCUGAGCGGCACCAAGGCCAAGACCUGGAUGGUGGGGACCAAGCUCCCCAACUCGGUGCUCGGGCGCAUCUGGAAGCUGAGCGACGUUGACCGGGACGGCAUGCUGGACGACGAGGAGUUCGCCCUGGCCAGCCACCUCAUCGAGGCCAAGCUGGAGGGCCACGGGCUGCCCACCAACCUGCCCCGCCGCCUCGUGCCCCCCUCCAAACGCCGCCACAAGGGCUCGGCCGAGUGAGCCGGCCCCUGCCCGCCGGCCCUCUCUCCUCGCCCUGCUGUGGCUCCCCAGCGCCGGUCUGCUGCACGCACACCCCACCCCGGCCCACAUGCACCCUCCCUGCCCUCCUUCCUAGCUGUGGGGACCGGGGUCUCUCCGCCCCCCACUGCCUGACAGUGGGGACCAGUGGAGGGGCCAGGCUUCUCUGCCCGCCAGUCACACCUCUACCCGCACCGACGCUUAGGCACGUCACACCGACACUAACACCCACACACCGAGGCAGCCAUUCAAGUAUUUAUUGAGCACUGACUGUGUUCCGAUGUCCGGGGGUUCAUUCUGGGCACUGGGAUUACAGCAGAGAGCAAGAGAGACACCGACGUCUGCCCUCAUGAGCUGACAUCCUCAGGACAGAACAGCCACACAGCCACACAGACACACACACACACACACUGGGCCCUAACCAGUCUGCUCCCCGAUUCUGGGCAGGACCCCUCGCCUGUCCCCAUAAGUGAGCGGCCACUGGGCUGACAUGACUGACAGGCAGGCCCCCUUGUCCCACCCCAUCACCCCACCCCCAUCACAUCCUCAGGUCUCGGGACCACCAGGGGCUCAGAGGGGAGACACAACUUGCUACUUCCGCACAGGGACCCCCCCCCCACCCAUGGGACCCUCCCCCUAGCUCUGGCCACACCCCUUUCUUUGAUAAGGAUCCUUCGCAGACGGAACAGCCCCUUCGCUCCUGGCUCCUCCCGCACGGUGCCCACGCGGAGGUCUUUCUGUCCUCGCCCCACUGCCCGGGAUUGCGAGCCCGGCCUGCCCCCCGCCCCCCGGCUGGUGGUCUGAGUUUUACACGGCUGCACACGGCCUCUGCCCGCCGUCCGGCCCCAUCGCAGCGGAGCCCGUCCCGGAUUCAGAGGCCCCCGGGGCUUCAUUUCAGUGUCCUUUUCAGGGCUGUCGUGGCGGGGGGAGGAGGGUCUCUUGGUGCUACAGCCCCACCCCCACCCGCCAGGGACCUCUCACCCCCGCCCCGCCCCCCACUCUCUCCUGCCUUCCCCACACGUGAGUGCUUGACCCUGGUGGAGCACCCCAUGAGAAAGAUGGGGAGGAGGGCAGGAGGUGCGGAACGACUCCCCCUCCAGGGUGCUCACCGGGGUUCCCACGCUCGCCGUCCCCCCCCCCCCGCCCCCCAUGCCAGGGUGGGGGACCCCGUGAAAAGCAGAGCGUCCCCACGGAGCGAAUAAAGGCCAAGGCUGCUUUCUU